UUUCUUGCUAAAAAGUCCAUCGGUUCACGGUCGCUGAGUACAUGCGUCCCAGGUGGCAGGUAGGCAUAGGUUGAUCCGCUGGAAAUGUAUUUUAGCUGGUGUAGCGGUCGUUGACAAUGUGUGAGCUCUCUGGAUAUGUCCGAUAAGCUUACUGUUAUUGUUGCGUGUGUGCACUUGAGUUUGAAGUUUGAGCAGGUCAGGUUCUGAUAGCGAACUCACACUUGAAACCAGAGUUCUAUGUGAAAUUUGGCAAGAAAAUGGGUCUGUGAGAUUCAUGAGACGAGAACCCUUCCACUCUCGCCGCCGUCAUUCGCCAGGUCCAACAUACUCCGUACACUGCAUCAUACUGACAAGCGGGCCCAAGGACAACCCCAGACCCACAAGCAGAGGCACAUGGCGUCCUUUAUAGCUAACGCCUUAGCUGCUGCCAAUUAACUGGCCGGAGUUGGACACGGUCGCGCCUCCUCUUCUAUAUACGACACGACGUCGUCUUCUCCGCCCGGUUCGGCCGACAGUUUGGAGCCAUGGCCGCACACGACCACCGCAGGAACCAGUCGUCGUCGUCGUGGAGGCGGGGCCGGCCGGCAGCGGCGAGCCCCGCCUGGUCGCAGCCGCUCUCCGCCGACAGCAACAGCAGCAGGGCCAAGUCCCUGUUCCGGUCCAUCGGCCUCUGGUUCAGCUCCCUCUCCACUUCCUCGUCGUCUCCCUCCUCCACCGCCGCCUCCAAGAAGAAGAAGAAGCGGCCCAAGCUGGCGCCGCCGCCGCCCGACGACGCCAUCAAGAAGCCACCAUCGUUCGGCUCCGGCGGGAGGCCGUGGAUCCGAGGCGCGGGGCUGCUGUCCAGCAGCAAACGGAGCGGCGGGACUGGGCAGCAGCAGAACCGGCCGUUCCAGUUCCAGAGCUCGGUGUUCAGCAUGGAUGAGAUCCUUAAAGCCACGAGCAACUUCUCCCCGGCUCUCAAGAUCGGGCAGGGCGGGUUCGGCGCCGUGUACAAGGGCUCCCUCCCCGACGGCCGGACGGUGGCCGUGAAGCGCGCGAAGCAGCGCGCCCAGAACCCUCACGUGGACGUUGAGUUCCGCAGCGAGGUCCACGUGAUGGCCCGCAUCGAGCACCAGUGCCUCGUCCGCUUCUUCGGCUUCCUCCAGUCCGGCGACGAGCGCGUCGUCGUCAUCGAGUUCGUCCCCAACGGCACCCUCCGCGACCACCUCGACCGCAGCCAUGGGAGGUUUCUGGAGUUCGGGUCGAGGCUGGACAUCGCGAUCGACGUGGCGCACGGGGUGAACUACCUGCACAAGUACUCGGACCACCCGAUAAUCCACCGGGACAUCAAGUCCUCCAACAUCCUCCUCACAUCCUCCCUCCGUGCAAAGGUCGCCGACUUCGGCUUCGCGAGGCUCGGCGCCGCCAACUUCGCGUCCCACGUGUCGACGCAGGUGAAGGGCACGGCGGGGUACCUGGACCCCGAGUACCUCAAGACGUGCACGCUGACGGACCGGAGCGACGUGUACAGCUUCGGGGUGCUGCUGGUAGAGCUCGUCUCCGGCCGCCGGCCCAUCGAGGCCAAGCGGGAGAUGAAGGAGCGGCUCACGGCCCGUUGGGCCAUGCAUAGGCUGGUGGAAGGCCGGGCCGCCGAGGAGGUGCUCGACCCGUGCUUGCUCAGGACGGCGGCGGCGGCCCAGGCGCUUGAGGCGGUUCUGGAGCUCGCGUUCCGGUGCCUGGGCCCUGUGAGGAGCGAGCGGCCAUCCAUGGAUGAUUGUUGCAGGGCGCUCUGGGCGGUCAGGAAGACGUAUCGGGAUAUGGUGGCGGUGUUGGCCGCGGCGGAUGGGUUCUCUGACCGGGCUAGCACCGCCGGCGCCAGCACCGCCGGCGCCGGCGACCUCUACAGAGUUUGAUCUCGUUUCAUUUGAUUUGAUGUCCGGCUUGCGUUUGCGUGCCUCCCGCGCGUGCACGUUGUUCACCGCUCAGCGGUGACUAGUUAAUUGGUUGUAUUUAAUCACCUGCCAAAGCUGAUUCGAUUUGAUUGUAAA
Messenger RNA from Brachypodium distachyon (stiff brome), 2027 nucleotides. RefSeq names its product calmodulin-binding receptor-like cytoplasmic kinase 2. NCBI's taxonomy places the organism in Eukaryota, Viridiplantae, Streptophyta, Magnoliopsida, Poales, Poaceae. Gene Ontology annotation, biological process: protein phosphorylation. The record is from RefSeq and is a predicted model, not a curated record. The transcript is spliced from 3 exons. Gene Ontology annotation, molecular function: ATP binding; protein kinase activity. Bases 525 to 1892 code for a protein of 455 amino acids.